Messenger RNA from Lampris incognitus (smalleye Pacific opah), 836 nucleotides. It is a transcript of the gene lsm3, whose product is annotated as LSM3 homolog, U6 small nuclear RNA and mRNA degradation associated. Gene Ontology annotation, biological process: P-body assembly; mRNA splicing, via spliceosome. Gene Ontology annotation, cellular component: U6 snRNP; Lsm1-7-Pat1 complex; precatalytic spliceosome. Lineage: Eukaryota; Metazoa; Chordata; Actinopteri; Lampriformes; Lampridae. Bases 29 to 337 code for a protein of 102 amino acids. Gene Ontology annotation, molecular function: RNA binding. The record is from RefSeq and is a predicted model, not a curated record. The transcript has 4 exons.
CUUAAGCUCCGGUCAUUCACGGAGAAAGAUGGCGGAUGAAGUGGAACCGCAACAGACCACCAACACAGUGGAGGAGCCCCUGGAUCUGAUCAGACUCAGUCUUGAUGAAAGGAUCUAUGUGAAGAUGAGAAAUGACAGAGAGCUCCGUGGCAGGCUGCAUGCCUACGACCAGCAUCUGAACAUGAUCUUAGGGGACGUUGAGGAGACAGUAACUACAGUGGAGAUUGACGAAGAGACAUAUGAAGAACUCUAUAAGUCAACCAAGAGGAACAUCCCCAUGCUGUUUGUCAGGGGAGAUGGAGUGGUCCUUGUGGCCCCUCCCCUCAGGGUGGGCUAACUCCAACCACUUCCUGGAAUUAAGAGACCUAACAACUGACCUUUUAGGGAGGUUGAUGAUAUUUGGACAUGCUGAACCCAGAUAGGUAUUCUCCAUACCCCAGGUCAGGCUGGUCCCAAAUAUUUCCCCUCAUCAUUUAUGUUUUCAGCUUGGAGGUCAGAAAUUACACUGUUGUUCAACUGUUUGGAUAUGUAUUUAAUUUGAUUUUUUUUAGGAAGAUCUGAGUUUGGGAAAGAUUGAAUCAAAAACUAUGAUGUCCAAUUGCAAUGUCGUUUGUUUAAUAAGCAAAGAAGACCAAUGUUUUGUAACUUUUGUAGCCUGGAUGACUUGUGUUUGUGCAUUUUUUUCAUUUUUUGUAUAAUUUAGUCCUGAGUUGUCUCAACUGACUAUAUUUUCCCCACAGCUUCAGAGUUGAGCAAGAACAGUUCAUCCGUUUUCAUUUCUUUACUGCUUACUUAACAAUAUAAAUAAAAAAUAAAUCUUUGCAAUAUCUCUAUAA